AUGUCGAUGCCGGGCGCCUUCUCCCCCGAUCUGCCACCCUUCGAACCAGACUCCAAAAAGGACGAUUCUUCCUCUGCUGCCGCCAACCCGCCGCCUCUCCGUCUCAACCAACCCUCCGACGCCUUCUCCCUCCACACAAACGACCCCUACUACGAUGACAUUGCCACAGCCUCGUCUUCGAAUGCUGGCGACCUGCCCCCGUCCUACACUGACGAACCCUCGUCGCUCGACCCAAAACACAACCUAACCACCACCGUGACCCCGCUCCUGGCAGACGAGUCCGGCCACUCCCCGCUCCUCUUCCGCAGGGACCCCGACACCGGUGCCGAAAUCCACUGUUCACGCCGCCUCGAUACCGACCCGGCCUUUCUCGAAUCCCACAUCACCUCUCUUGCCCAGUCGCCACCAAGACCUUACCUGCGUGUCCGCGGCACCCACACCGAGAGCAUCCGCAAGCGGGACGAUAAGACGGAGAGCAAGACCGUCGUCGACUUUGACGUCCGCGUCGAACUCACCCCUUACCUCUACCGCGACAUCGCCACCCGACGCUCGUGGCGCGAGCUCCGCACCGCCGACAACUUCCAAAAGGUUCGCCGCGGUACCGUCUUUCCCACCCGUGCCCCGGGCUUCGGCGGCAGGUCUUCGGGUGCUCGAGGUGGUGCUGCUGGCGAGGAGGUGAGCAAGGAGCCGCCCACGCUGCGGGAGUGGUGCCAUCGCUACUGCGCCUCGCACGCAGGGCUCAAGACCUUUUCGCUCCUGCGCACCGUGCCGGGAUUCGACGACGAUGAGCGCCUCAAGGCCCGUCUCGAGGACCUGGUCCGCGCCACCAACUACCGCGGCCGUAUUGACGUCUCCUUCCCCGUCCAUGAUGCCAGAGUCGACAUCUACAACACGUGCCGCGUGAACCGCUGGCGCUACACCACCUGGGUUUGCUGGCUCUUCUACCUGACCUUCCUCUGGGUCUUUGCGUGGCCCUACCUCUUCUUCCGUACCAAGCGCUUCGAGGUCGUCGAGGCCGAGUGGGCCUUUUCCAGACGCCGGAGAGAUCCCCAGACCGGGAGAGCAGCGGGCGGCAGAGAGUACGUCAGCCUGUCAGAGACCGACCUGUACAACAUGUGGGGACGGGCCAUCUCCAAGGCCGUGCUGGAGAGGAGGCAGGGCGAGCUGGACCAGCGUGAUCUGCGAGAUGCCGAAGGGCGACAGGAUACGAGCUUCGAAGACGUCCUCGCGGGGAUCGAUCAGGAGACGACGAGAGGCCUCGUGAGGGCCGGCGUGAGUGCGAUGAAUGUUGUCAAUCGGCACUUUGGGUGGGGAGAGGAUCGUUGA
This is a messenger RNA of Colletotrichum phormii, 1326 nucleotides long. RefSeq lists its product as uncharacterized. Lineage: Eukaryota; Fungi; Ascomycota; Sordariomycetes; Glomerellales; Glomerellaceae. The record is from RefSeq and is a predicted model, not a curated record. The coding region runs from base 1 to 1326 and encodes 441 amino acids. The transcript has a single exon.